AUGGCUGCAGCGCCAAUCGAUGUCCCGCGGAUAGAAAUCGCGGAGGGACCCUCAUUGGGUCCCGACACGAUCAUCAGCAGUACUACAGACUUCCGUACAAUUGUCAGUAGUGCCGCCAGCCUUAGCCUAACCAAUAGGAGACAAGCGGCUCGUCUCCUAUUGAAAGUACGGCCACCAUCUCCGGAGUCAGAUUCCUCGCAAAGUCCCGUGAGUCGAAGGCGCAGCGUCGGGUCUGACAACUCCGAUGAUUCCGAUGGUUCCGAUGCUGCCCAGAAAAGGUCUGGUUCUUCGAGUGAAGUUUCCUCUGAUGAAGCUGAGCCGUGUCGAAGCAAAUCGUCACAGUCGGUUAGCUCAUUACAAAAGCGAGCCUCGCCCUCAUGUUCGACUGCGGUUUCUACGGCAUCAAGUAUAGCUUCAUCGUCUGAAAGCUCUCCUCCCAGUGAGGAUGAAGAACAGGAUGUGUCAACUGCUACAGAAGAGCCAUACGUGGUUGCCGCUCCGUCGCCAAUUAAAGAGGUUGAGAAAGUUGAGGAAGAAGUUCCUUUGUGGCAAAAAAUUUUGUCUGACGAGUCGACGGAAUGGUCCGAGUUUCUACCACGACCGCUAUACCACACUCACCUCACUGAGCAUUGCUAUUUCAAGCUACCAGGGGAUGAGAAGAAGGCAGAAAAAGAAGCAAGUCAAGAGCAAAAGAAACGGCCGGCGGUGGUGAAGAAGGGCAGGCUCAAUAAGCACGACAGGGAACUCCUGGGACUAUUCUCAACAGCUGAAGUUCUGCCGAAGCCGAAACCCCAGAUUUCUUAUCCGCCUUGGUCCCUAGAAGACAAACUAAAGCAUAUCCACCAGUGGGAUUGUUGCUUCGAUCCGGAAGAUCAAGAGUACCUAAAGGAAGCGUUUUCGAUACUGCAACCAUCAACCGAAAAUGGUGCUCCUACGCCAUGGGCGAAACCCGUUCGUUUCAGCUUUACGUCAUGGUCGGAUAAGCCACGGCUUUUGGAUAAACCGGUCAAGAAAGGACGUUUGGAUCAAUACUUUGCUGAUACGGAGCUUGAUGGCAUUCUACCGAUUGAGGGUGGAUGUGCACGUACACGAGGCUACUUCAAGAUGUCAAUGAAGGAAAAACGAAGUUUGAUUAGAAGACCAGAGGAUGAGCAACGUGACAAGACGCUUUUGAAUGACCGAGACGAAGCUGCUGUGCGUCACAACCUCGUACUCACCAAAGAGUCGCGUUCGAUGCAUCGUCGAUUGCUGACAACAAUGGGAGAUACGAAUACGGAUUUCUUCAAGGUCAACCAGUUGAAGUAUCGCAAGAAAAUGAUCAAAUUUGCUCGGUCACGAAUUCAUGGCUGGGGAUUGUACGCAAUGGAGGCAAUUGCACCUGAUGAUAUGAUUGUCGAAUACGUGGGCCAGAAGGUGCGAAAUACGGUGGCAGAUGUUCGAGAAAAAGCAUAUGAGCGACGAGGAAUUGGUAGCAGUUAUCUCUUUCGCAUUGAUGAUACCACUGUGAUCGAUGCCACUCGUAUGGGGAAACUUUGCUCGUUUUAUAAAUCACUCCUGUCAACCCAACUGCUACGCAAAGAUAAACAGAAUGUUUAUACAUAUUGGCGGGCAGCGUUGUUCAAUCGUCGGGAUUGCGCCGCGAAUGCCACUUUACUUAGUUACCAUAUCAUGAAAGCGUUUGCUUGCGUGGUUACGGUCGACGGUGACAAGCGUAUUGUCAUAUACAGCAAGACACUCAUCAACAAAGGCGAUGAGAUCACGUACGAUUACAAAUUCCCAAUCGAAGAAGACAAAGUCGACUGUUUGUGUGGUGCUCCGAACUGUCGUGGAACUCUCAAUUAA
Messenger RNA from Ostertagia ostertagi, 1842 nucleotides. NCBI's taxonomy places the organism in Eukaryota, Metazoa, Nematoda, Chromadorea, Rhabditida, Trichostrongylidae. The record is from the annotation of a GenBank genome assembly.